Symbiodinium sp. CCMP2592 is the source of this 600-nucleotide messenger RNA. The record is from the annotation of a GenBank genome assembly. NCBI's taxonomy places the organism in Eukaryota, Dinophyceae, Suessiales, Symbiodiniaceae.
AUGGCUGGCUCUGGCAGCGACUCAUCAUUGGAGCUGGCUCUGCAGCGCAUGACCCAAGCGCUGAAGCUGGCCAAGCAGAGGGAAGAAGAGUUUGCGGCGUCUCGCAACGCUCGCUCUGCCGCUGAGACAGAUCUUCGGAGGGAUUGUGACGAUUGCAGGCGACCUUGUGCCUGUGCUGCUUCCUCAGUCACUGCUGCACCUCCGAUCUUGGCAGGCAGAAGGCUGCAAAGCUGUGGGCAGAGUCGCAGCGGCUCCAGAAGAUGCUCCAGGUCGCAGCACGCGCAGCACGCAUCCCUUCAAGCCUUGAAGUUCUUUGAAAUUCGCAGCAGGAAGGUGGCCAGAAAUGUGACGAUCCCGGACCCCCGUGAGAUAGGAUUCUUACAGAGGUUUUUUGGCAGUGCUGUCAAAACAGGCUCGUCUCAAGCUUGUUUUCAACCCAAAGCUGGUGAAGGAGUAGGCUGUGAGCAAAGUCCCGCCUAUGUUCCUGCUGUUUGCAACUUGUACAUAGCGGUGAGAGUGCCAUGCCAAACCAACAUCAUAUCAUAUCGGAAAUUCCUCAGAGUUCCAUUGAAGUCAAAAGAUCGUUCCAUUGACAACUAA